CAAAACAACGAUUAUUAAAGGAGAAGGGUAAAGAAAAAAAUGAAGAAGGGAAGAAAGAAAGAGAAAUAAAAAAAAGAAGAAGAAGAAGAAGAAGAAGUGAUUGCCCUAAGUUCCAGAUCAAUUAUCCCUAUCAGAAUUAGCUGCACAAAAAUGGCAGAUAGUGGCGUAAACUCAGCCGAUUGCGAGAGAAUUUUCAAACGAUUCGAUGCCAAUGGCGACGGCAAGAUCUCGGCAACAGAGCUGGGCGAUGCUUUGAACGGGUUCGGAGUUAGUUCCGAGGAUGCCAAGAGGAUGAUGGACGCCAUUGACAAAGAUGGCGAUGGCUAUAUUUCCUUCCAAGAAUUCUCCGAUUUCGCUAAGGAUAAUCGCGCUUUGAUGAAGGAUUUCGCCAAGGCGUUUUAGAUUUUGUUGUUUUUGUUUUUGUUUUUUUUUUUUUUUUGUUUUGUUUUGUUUUAAUGGAAGAUCUGAUUAUAUGAAUAUUGUUACAAUGAAGAAGAAGAUGCUUCUUCUUCCUUUUAUUUUUGUUUUGUACCACACACACAUAAACAUAACAUAUACUAUGCUUCUCUUCACGAUGAACGUCAUAAAUGUUAUAUUUUUUGAUUAA
Cucumis melo (muskmelon) is the source of this 607-nucleotide messenger RNA. RefSeq names its product polcalcin Bra n 2-like. Gene Ontology annotation, molecular function: calcium ion binding. The record is from RefSeq and is a predicted model, not a curated record. The transcript has a single exon. The coding region runs from base 151 to 402 and encodes 83 amino acids. NCBI's taxonomy places the organism in Eukaryota, Viridiplantae, Streptophyta, Magnoliopsida, Cucurbitales, Cucurbitaceae.